GCGUCGCCGAUCCGAAGCGGGGGCGGUGUCCUGCGGGUUCCGGGUCGAUCCAAGCAAGGAUGGUUCUAAGGAGGCUGCUGGCCGUCCUGCUGCACAGCCCGCAGAUAGUGGAGCGCCUGUCCGAGUCGCGGCCUAUCCGGCGUGCAGCGCAGCUCACUGCCUUCGCACUGCUGCAGGCCCAGCUGCGCGGCCAGGACGCGGCCCGUCGUCUGCGAGGUCUCGGGGGUGGGCCCGCGGCAUCUCUGGGCCGCCGUGCUGCCCGCUUCAGAGACACCUUUACUAAGGAGGUACGCCGCGGCCUCCAGGAGCGCCCGGGGCCACCACCGGGUGGACAGAGGGGCCCGGACGCAAACCCCUAAACCCGGAUUGGGCCGGGCCGAGAUCGCUUGCUUUCCCUUCUGGUCUGGACACGGGCCUCGGGGCUAAGGAGUGAUCCCCGGCACUGCGCACGGCUCCGAAUCCUGACUCGGCCUGUACAGGUCUACUUCUCAGACGCCAAACGGACAUCCCCGGUGCAGCCCUGUGAUCGGACAGGGCACAGUGUGUGAAGAAAUCCCCCGAAACCUAACAGAAAUGAAGAUAGGCGAGACCCUGAUACUCCAUGUACAGACAGCCAUGGACCGUACCACUGCGCGAAAGGGAGUCUGCCCUCUGCGAAUGGGAUUAAAACUCGUGAUAGAUGAUGCUGCGUCUGCACUGAUGUAGCACGGCACUACCUCCAGGAGAGAUCAUGGGUGGAAAGACAACCUAGCGGAUGCCAAAAUCCUCUGAUUAAAUGUGCGAGCCGA
Molecule: messenger RNA, 788 nt
Organism: Pteronotus mesoamericanus
Lineage: Eukaryota; Metazoa; Chordata; Mammalia; Chiroptera; Mormoopidae
Gene: NCBP2AS2
Product: NCBP2 antisense 2 (head to head)
Exons: 1
Coding region: 60-359 (99 amino acids)
Source: RefSeq, a predicted model, not a curated record